Molecule: messenger RNA, 3331 nt
Organism: Oreochromis niloticus (Nile tilapia)
Lineage: Eukaryota; Metazoa; Chordata; Actinopteri; Cichliformes; Cichlidae
Gene: stx3a
Product: syntaxin 3a
Exons: 11
Coding region: 916-1773 (285 amino acids)
Biological process (GO): vesicle fusion; intracellular protein transport; exocytic insertion of neurotransmitter receptor to postsynaptic membrane
Cellular component (GO): SNARE complex; postsynapse; endomembrane system
Molecular function (GO): SNARE binding; SNAP receptor activity
Source: RefSeq, a predicted model, not a curated record
GAUAAAUGCACUGCAGGAUAGGUGUGGUGAAAGAUGAGAGCAGGCUCAGUCAUACUGCCAUCUUUGACAUGAGAAUAAACUCAUUUGUUACAGAUGUGUAACAAAUGGCUUAAAUAAGCAGACUCAAAUAUAUUUUGGGUCUAAGCAGUCCCUGCUGGAGAGUCAAGGACAGUCAUCCUCCAUGAGGGUGGGGUUGUGCUGACAGUGAUGAAGCAGAGACCUGGUGAAGUAGGCACUGGGCAGCCUGGCCUGUGAUGGAGUGCUGGGUGGGGAGCGUGCCAGCGAUGCUGGGAGUGCCCCCUCCUCCACCCCUGAACAUGUGCUUCAUGGUACUGUGAGGUCGGUCGGGACUGUGACAGCUCUGCUGCUGGGUCUGCUCAGACUGGCUCGUUCAUGCAUCAGAGGGACAGCAGGUCACAAGGUCUCGCUGCAUACACAUUCUUCACAGGAGACUGCUGCCUGCUCUGUUAUCACUCAGGCCUCCGUUACAGUCCCCCCUCCCCACCUGCUUACCGGGCGCUGCACCGACUCCUCCCAGACUUGCAGACAUCAUCCUUAUUCAUGGUGCUUUGUGUUAAUACAAAUAAUAAGACACAGUAAUAUUACAUCUUAAGACAAAGGCCAACUUCUGUUUUCCUUUCCAAAGAGAAAAUCCACAGGCUGCCGUGUGGGAGGAGGGACCAGGAAGAGGUUUAUCAUGGUCAACACUGUCGUCCUAAUCCGCUCUUAGAGGAUAGAGGCUUAGUGGGACCUCAGUUCUGCUGGAUUCAUUAAAGGAAGCAAACAUUUGUCUGGGCAGGUUUAGAGGCUGUUUCAGCAGCUCUGUAGACCUCAGAAAGCACACCUGCCACACUCCAGCUACACACUAGCUGUUUCUUUUUUUGUAUUUCUUUAAUUCAACCAAGACUUCUGAAGAUGAAAGACCGACUGGCUCAGCUGAAGGAGAAGAGCGAUGCAGGUGGUGAUGAUAUUGAGGUUCCUGUGGAGAGUGAGGCUUUCAUGGAUGAUUUCUUUGCUCAGAUUGAAGAUAUCCGCAGCAGUAUUGACAAGAUUGACGAAAGUGUUACAGAAAUCAAAAAACUCUACUCCACCAUCCUGUCUGCACCGACCUCCGACCAGAAAACACAGGAUGAUGUCGAAGCCCUCACCAAUGAGAUUAAAAAGUCGGCCAACAACGCAAGAAACAAACUGAAGAGUAUCGAGCGCCAGCUGGAGUCAAACGCAGAUGAGAGGGCCUCGGCCGACCUCAGGAUACGCAAGUCACAGCACGCAAUUCUGGCCAAAAAGUUUGUAGAGGUGAUGACAAAGUACAACGAGGCUCAGGUGGACUUCAGAGACAAGAGCAAGGGACGGAUCGCCCGCCAGCUGGAGAUCACUGGGAAAACAACAACUGAUGAGGAGCUGGAUGAGAUGCUGGAGGGAGGAAACUCUGCUGUCUUCACAGCAGGGAUCAUGGACUCUAAGAUCAACCAGCAGGCCCUGAAUGAGAUCGAGGCUCGUCACAAAGACAUUAUGAGGCUGGAGAGCAGCAUUAAAGAACUCCACGACAUGUUUGUUGAUAUUGCCAUGCUGGUUGAGAACCAGGGUGGGAUGAUUGACAGAAUCGAAAGCAACAUGGACCAGUCGGUGGGCUUUGUAGAGAGAGCCGUGGCCGACACCAAGAAGGCUGCCAAAUACCAGCAGGAGGCACGCAGGAAACAAAUGAUGAUCUUCUGCUGCUGCGUGAUUUUGGCCGUCGUCCUCGGUUCAUUUGUCUACAGCUUCAUCAAAUAGAGACCCUAAUAAAGAAAGUCUCCCCACCAUCUGAGUCCACGGGAGGCCGCAGGACACGUCUGCACUCAGUUUGCUCUCAUUUCAUUACAUAUCAGGAACAAAGCGCCACAUUCAUGAUCAGUUCAAUCAGAAAAACAUGACGACAGCUUUCUUCUUCACGGUCUCGCUCCAGUCUGUGUUCCUAACCUGUCCAAUAACAAACUGAAUAUGACUGUGUGCACAAAACAGAAAAGAAAUGCUGGAGACCUUUCAGUGCAGCGACCGACACGUCCAUAAUCCCACCAAGAAUGUAGACAUUAUAGGGCUACAUACAUGUUUAAUGUGUUUGCAUUAGUUCAUCUUAGCUGUGCUCAGAGAAGUGCAAAUGUGUGUGAUACGUCUUACCCUAACCCUGCUACAGUUGUUCUGCUGUGGAGCGAUUUUUCAGAACCAAACUUGGAAUUUGAAAACGUGCAGUAUGAAAGGUCACCAACAAUCAGGUCCAAGGCCUGUGAAUUACUGAGUGUGACUGCUAGCCUGCUCCAUUUCAUUUUCAUUCACUGAUUUGUCCACUUAUCAUAUCCAUAUUCAGGAAAGUGCACCUGAUUUGUAAACAACUUUUGAAUAACGCAGCCAUGAAAAGCUUUUAUUAGGAAGAUUAACUGUUGUGUUACUGUGUAAGGAAUAAAAAGCAGAGGGUGUCCAUUAAUAUUAGAGUGAAGUGAUUACAGCAGGUGCUGGUACCUGACACACCUGUGCUGCAGACUGCAUCCUGCCCCGUGUCCACAGCAGGCCUGUCUAGAGGCCUUUAGGAUUCUCAGUAAAAAUCCAUGUAGUGAGCUUUUAACCUUGAAGUGAUUAAAAAUGGCUUAUCUUAGACGCUGUGCAACCAGGAAUUGAUGUUCAUUUUGAAAGUGUUAGAUUAGAAAUACAAAUCAUUUGAUGAUUCAGGUAUUUGGUUUAGAUCUUUGUUAUUUGUGUGACGACGGAAUUCUCAUAUUUGUAUAAUGUGCUUGUGUGUCUCCUUAAAGGACUGUUUCUAUGCUUGUUAUUCUGACACUUGCUCUGACCCACACUUUGGUGUUGGAUGCAGUGCAGCCCACUCAUGAACUGAGAGCCUGCUUUCCUAUAUCAAGAUUUUGGAAAAUGUGUAUUCCAAUAAAAUUCCAAUUGGAAGUUUUCUGAGGCAUCUAAACAAACUGAUGGCAGACUCUUUAGUUGCACAGUGUGUUCAGAAAAAUAUGAACAAAUAAAAUUGUCUUCCUGGGAGAGGUCAUCGACAGUCCACAGGCAGCUGUUGUGUGACAAUGAACUAUCAUAGAUUUUAUUCAUCUUCAGAUUUGAUCCUAGGACCGUUAAAUAUCAAAUUCCGGGGAGUGAGGUGUGCAUUCACAGGGCCACGCUGUAUGGUCUGGUCUGCCGAUGCUUCCAGCUCUUCAUCGUUAGCUUCUUUGUACACGCUGUGUGUUUGUGUCUGCUGCUGACUGAAGGCUGUGGCUUUGAGCACGGCGAACUAUUUGUAAAAGUGCAUCGUUUGUAGUUUUCUUCACUUUUUGAAUAAAAAUCAAUCUGUCAUUUA